AUGACUGUGAGUACCAACCCACAGAGAAGAAGCUACAAGAGGGGUGGUUCGUGCAUCGUACUUUUCUGUUCUUCCAGGUACGUGAUGACUCCCGCUGCUUAUGACCGCAUGUUGGCGCAGCUGCCAUUCAUGACCUCCUUAGAAUCACUGCCAGCGUCGGCAGGUAAGGGCGAAACGCAGCUCUCACUGGACAGGACACUGAUGAAGAAAAAGAUCGCAGCGACGACGAAAGCGCUGGAGGAGGUCCGCAAAGUCCGGGCCCAGCAGCGCGAGCGUCACGUGGAGCUUGGCUUGCCGAUCGUUUCCCUGGUUGGGUACACCAAUGCGGGGAAGUCCACGCUUUUGAAUGCGCUGGCGCAGCAAGUCGAGGUGAAGGCCAAGGAUCGCCUCUUUGAGACGUUGGAUCCCACGCGCCGCUCUGUGACCUUACCAGGCGGCCGCCAAAUCAUGCUAGCCGAUACCGUCGGCUUCAUCCAGAGGCUACCUGAGCAGCUUGUAGCCGGAUUCCGCGCCACGUUGGAGGAGGUGGUCCAGACAACCCUCAUCCUGCACGUGGUCGACGUGUCCUCCCCAAUGGCCGCUCAGCAGAUCGCCAGCGUUCUGAAGACGCUCAAGCGGCUGCCACGGUUCAAGUCGACUACCCCGCAAAUCAUGGUCUACAACAAGGUGGACCGUCUAGAAGGUGGGAAGGCGGAAGAGCUGGAACAGAGUCUGAGCUACCCAGAUCCUGGCAUUGUCGGUCACGUGCAGGUCUCGGCGCUGAAAGGCCAAGGGUUCACGGCCUUGGCAGAGGCGAUUGAAGAGACCCUCAUCAAACAUACCGACUUCGGUGCGGCAAGCAUGAAGCUUCUCAUCCCGUACACGGAGUCGGCGGUCUACGCCAAGAUGAAGAGCGGCGACAACCAGGUCAAGAUCAACGAGGAGAUGCACAGCUCGGAUGGCUACCUGCUUCAGGUGACGGCGACGCCCACCGCGGAGAGGAUGUUGAAGUCCUACGAGGUCAGUGAGGAGGACUACGAGCUCAUAGCCGCCAUGUGA
This is a messenger RNA of Symbiodinium natans, 1038 nucleotides long. The record is from the annotation of a GenBank genome assembly. NCBI's taxonomy places the organism in Eukaryota, Dinophyceae, Suessiales, Symbiodiniaceae.